Molecule: messenger RNA, 1919 nt
Organism: Xyrauchen texanus (razorback sucker)
Lineage: Eukaryota; Metazoa; Chordata; Actinopteri; Cypriniformes; Catostomidae
Product: integumentary mucin A.1-like
Exons: 2
Coding region: 174-1217 (347 amino acids)
Source: RefSeq, a predicted model, not a curated record
AGAGAAUACCACAAGGACCUAGAGCACAUUGGGUAUUAGGCAUUACAAAUUGGGGAGAAAAGUCUGGUGGGGCUUCCAUCCUGGUUCUGAUAAAGUGGUUAAUAUUUCUAGGCUUUGUACAUUUCCUGAUCUGAGGUUAAUUCACUUCAAGUCAAUCAAGAAGCAGACAGAACAUGCAUAUGCUGUGGCUGACAUUUCUGGCCUCGGUUAUACGGGCAGAGGAGCAGUAUUUUCUUCUGUCCAGUGGCACCAAUAACACCAAUGGCACCACAUGGGACGAGGCAAGGUUCUAUUGUCAGGUCUGUUAUAAAGAACUGGCCACCAUCAAUAGUAGAAAUGUCCACCUUAUCGUGCAGAACCUUAUUUCAGACUAUUGGAUUGGACUCCGUGAGAGCUUCAAUGGCUCCAUUCCAUGGUCCAAAUGGUCCAAUGGGGAUCCUGUUACAUAUCAGAACUGGUACCCUGGUCAUCCUGUGCCGAAGAAAAUAAUUCCUAAAUGUUCCUCAACUACACAAACUCUUCUAUCUACACCAAUGUCUACCCCAAUGACUUCUCCUGAGACAACUAUAGUGACUUCUCCAAAGACAACUUCAAUGACUUCUCCUGAGACAACUUCAGUGACUUCACAAAAGACCUCUUCAAUGACUUCUCCAGGGACCUCUUCAGUGGCUUCCACAAGUAACAAAACAGUGGACUACUGUCCUCUAUUGACAGAAAUCCUUUUGUGCCUAAAUAUGACAUUAGAUGAAUUGGAGGAUAUUAGCUCUCCUCCUCAAAGUAAACCCGUUAAUCCUCAGACUGACACAUCUAGUGACCCUCCUAAUUCUACCCCUAGCACCACUCCUAGUUCCACUCCUAGCACCACCACUAGUAACUCCCUUAGCACCACCCAUAGUACCACCCCUAGUACCACCCCUACAUACACCCCUGACACCACAGCAUAUGGCACUACGGACAGCCCUUGCAGCACAGAACCUGAAGUUCUUGAUGAGUAUAUUGAGGAUGCUUGUGUGGCCCUUCUCAGCUUUGGCAUGUGGAAGGAAAACAGUGCUAUGAACUUCUACCUUUCAUCUGUUAUGAUGGUAAGAGUUUGUUUUACUGCACAAAAUCAUAUUUUUAGGCUCAUUAACAAUAAAUGCCAUAUACUUAUGUAUUUAUAUACUACUUGUACAAAUGUACCUGAAUUGUUUAGAUAUAUAAUCAGUAUGAUUUCUUAAGCAGCAGCCAGCAUGAUCACACAGGAAGCCGACAUGUUGCUACCAAAUGUUCUGUUUCCCUGACAUCGACCCAUUCUACAGGGUUAAAGAGAAGCAGCAUAUCCCAUCAGACAUUUUUGCAUCAGUUCAAACAGGGGUAAUGUUUCCUGUAGUGCUACAGAUAGCAUGUUGCGUCAUCAGCUUUAGAGACAUGGGUUCUCAUCUCUUGUUAAAACUAGGAAGAAAUCACCUUAACAUCCUGUAUGACGAGCUAGAUUCAGAGGUUGCAUUUGCCAUCUACGAUAACAACUUUAUUCCACUGGUGGUUAGGUUUAGGGUUGUGGUCUAGGUUUGGGGGUGAAGUUAAUAAAAUGAUCAGUCCUCUUCACUGUAUAACAUCAUUUACAACUAAAAACUCUUCGCUUUACAACUCUGCUUCGGCACCCAUCUGCAGAGAUUUCACUGGAGUUCACACAUGCCAAUAUGUUUAAAAACACUUCUCACCCUGGCCACUGCGGGCAGUGGUUUGAAUUUUGGUAAGCCCAGACCGAUAUUAGCCGAAGAACUAGCUGAAGAAAGUAGCUGUGUCCCAAAUGAUGCACUAUAAACUUACAGUGUGCACUCUGCCAUCUAGUGUAAGAAUUUUCAAAGUCCUAAAUGGAAAAUUAAGUUCCCCUUCUGUCGCUCUCUCCACGUUGUGUCGGAGAAGCGACACUAGGGGUC